Molecule: messenger RNA, 216 nt
Organism: Paramecium pentaurelia
Lineage: Eukaryota; Ciliophora; Oligohymenophorea; Peniculida; Parameciidae
Source: the annotation of a GenBank genome assembly
AUGGGAUGUGGAUCAAAAAAUCAAAAAAGAACUUCUUUAAUAAUUAUUAUUGACAGUCCACCACCUAGUUUACCAUCCUCUAUGCAUAUUAUAGAUCUACCAACUAAUCAAACUUUUAAUCUAGGUGCCAAACUCCAAUAAUUUGAAAAAUCAAACUUAGCUUUAAUGCUUAGUUCCUAACCAACAAAUGAGGAAAGGGAUUCACAAAAACAUUGA